UACCUAUAGGCGGUGAAACGGACAUGAGUGAGACAACAGCCAAGCGACAGAAAUUUCAAUUGCAGAGCGGCGUGAGCGUCGUGCUUGGAGCUCAAUGGGGCGAUGAAGGAAAGGGGAAACUGGUGGAUAUCCUCGCUGCUGAAGCAGAUGUCGUGUGCAGAUGUCAGGGUGGCAAUAAUGCAGGGCACACUGUAGUAGCCAAUGACAUCUCUUACGACUUUCAUCUCUUACCAAGUGGUAUUAUACAUCAAGACUGCAAAUCAGUUAUUGGCAACGGUGUUGUUGUACACUUGCCUGGUUUAUUUGAAGAAGCCAAGAAAUGUGAGAAGAAAGGUAUUACGAAAUGGCAGGAUAGACUUCUCAUUUCAGAUCGUGCUCAUUUAGUGUUUGAUCUGCAUCAGGCAGUUGAUGGUCUUAUAGAACAGGAAAAAGGCAGUAAGAGUUUAGGAACAACAAAGAAGGGAAUUGGACCAACGUAUGCCUCCAAGGCAUCAAGGAGCAAUCUAAGAAUGUGUGAUCUACUGGGCAAUUAUGAGGAGUUUAGUGUCAGAUUCAAACAUAUGGCAGAUGGCUAUCAAAGACGAUUUUCUAAUUUGAAUGUGGAUUGUGAAGAAGAAUUGGAGAGAUACAAAUCGUUGGCUGAUGCUGUACGUCCAAUGGUGGGAGACACUGUUUACUAUCUGAACACUGCAAUUAGCUCUUGCAAGAAGAUUGUCGUCGAAGGUGCAAAUGCCACUAUGCUAGACAUUGAUUUUGGAACAUAUCCGUAUGUGACUUCAUCAAAUUGCACUGUGGGUGGCGUAUGCACUGGACUUGGUCUUCCUCCCAAAGCAAUUGAUCGAGUUUAUGGAGUUGUGAAAGCUUAUACUACACGUGUGGGGAUUGGCUCAUUCCCAACUGAACAAGUCAACGAGGUUGGUGACAAGCUUCAACGGAUUGGACGUGAAGUAGGAGUAACAACCGGACGGAAACGUCGAUGUGGUUGGCUAGAUCUUGUUGUAGUGAAGUAUUCUCAUAUGAUCAACAAUUACACAAGUCUUGCUGUGAUGAAGGUUGAUAUUCUGGAUACAUUUGACGAAGUAAAAGUAGCAGUUGGCUACAAGCUUGCUGGAAAAGUACUGCCAUCGUUUCCUGCUGAUCAACAUAUUCUCAAAGAUGUGGAAGUUGAUUAUGUGACAAUGCCAGGAUGGAAACAGAGCACUGAACAAUGCAGAACAUUUGAGGAGCUUCCAGUCAAUGCACAAGCUUAUUUGAAAAAGAUCGAAAGCAUCACAGGAGUACCAGUUCAAUUUGUUGGAGUUGGUCCUAGUCGUGAACAGAUAAUUCAAAUUUUUUGAGGAUUUAAAGUUUGGAACGCUUUGAACCAUGGAGGACUUUGAAUCUCAAUUGGAGAGUUCAUGUUUGUUUAAUUAAUCGGACUUAACUGUCAUUUGGCACUAUAUCGAUGUAUUUUUUGCCAAUGAGUUAGACUAUCUAGCCAUACAUAUUUACCAAAUGCUGGUUUAUUUUAGACGUGAUUUCAAGAAUUUUAGUGGCCAAUCUAGGAUCAUUUGUAGUACGUCUGUUAAUGAAUUACAGGUAGAGGGAUUAUGAGA
Molecule: messenger RNA, 1595 nt
Organism: Corticium candelabrum
Lineage: Eukaryota; Metazoa; Porifera; Homoscleromorpha; Homosclerophorida; Plakinidae
Product: adenylosuccinate synthetase isozyme 1 A-like
Exons: 16
Coding region: 24-1337 (437 amino acids)
Biological process (GO): 'de novo' AMP biosynthetic process; IMP metabolic process
Cellular component (GO): cytoplasm
Molecular function (GO): GTP binding; adenylosuccinate synthase activity
Source: RefSeq, a predicted model, not a curated record